Messenger RNA from Salmo salar (Atlantic salmon), 2522 nucleotides. RefSeq names its product autophagy related 14 (gene atg14). NCBI's taxonomy places the organism in Eukaryota, Metazoa, Chordata, Actinopteri, Salmoniformes, Salmonidae. The record is from RefSeq and is a predicted model, not a curated record. Gene Ontology annotation, cellular component: extrinsic component of omegasome membrane; extrinsic component of phagophore assembly site membrane; phosphatidylinositol 3-kinase complex, class III. Gene Ontology annotation, biological process: cellular response to starvation; autophagosome assembly; autophagosome membrane docking. Gene Ontology annotation, molecular function: protein-membrane adaptor activity; phosphatidylinositol 3-kinase regulator activity.
CACGUGACCAUACGUACGUAAACAAACCAUCUCAAGCAAAAUACAGUGCCACAGUUUGCUGCGGGCUAGCUAACAGCAGCAAUCUAAUCCAUGACUGAACACGGCAUUACGGUGGUAAAUAUAUCCGUAACAUUUACAAUAAGUAGUGACAACUCAGACUCGAUACCAGUAGCUAGAAUUUAGCUAGCGCUUGAACGGCAGUUCAUCAUGGCAUCCUCACUGCGAAGCGAAGUCCGCUCUGGCGAAGGGACUUUGGGAGCGCUGCCCGGGGCUCGGCCACAGCUUCGCUCGCACCUCCUCCACUCCACAACCACCACAGGUUCCCCUGGGUCUCAAAUGGUGGAGUCUGUGGACGAUGCGGAGGGUUUGUAUGUCGCCGUGGAGCGAUGUCCCCUCUGCAACACCGCCAGGCGCAGGCUGACGUGCGCCCGAUGCAUCCAUGCAGGCGAUUUCAUAUACUUCGACGGUAGAAACCCUGAACGAUACACUGAAAAAUUGGAAAGACUUAAAAUGCUGAAGGAGGAGAAAGAACGUUUCCAACAGAUGGUCAUUACAGCCAUGGACAAGAAAGUCCAGGCAGAUCAGCUGAAAUGGAAGAUCAUGUCAUGCAAGAUGAAAAUAGAGCAGCUGAAGGAGGCUAUUGGUUGUGGGAAUGAAGAGGUGAAAAGUGGUAAGGACCUGCUGCUUCGCUCCCAAGAGGAGAGCCAGAGGCUGCAGCGGCGGGCCAGCCGCCAUCAGGAGAAGAGGGACAAGAUCGAGAGACACAACCGGCGGCUGGGAGAGCUGCUGGAGAAGAGGGGCAAGGAGCUGCAGGGUCGUCUGGAGCACCUGGCUGAGGUCCGCAGAGGACACAUCCUGGAGCUCACCGCUCACAUCUUCCCCACACAGGAGGAGAAACAGGGUAGCAGGGACCCAGCAGACGUGUUGUCGGAGUGUGACUUGGCCCUGACCUCCAGCACGGUGAGUGAGUUGGCUGAGGCCCGCCGCACCACCUACCUGUCAGGGCGCUGGAUCUGGGAUGACCAGAAUGGAGAGACCUCCAUUAGCAUCACCGGACCCAUGGUCACGCUGCCCAGCAACGGGGACUGCUCCCCCUAUUACAGCUGGGUGGAGGAGAAGAGCACCAACGAGGGGCCCGAGCUGGACCACAUCAACCCAGCCCACACCAUCAGUGCAGCCCUCUGUUUUGCUACCCAGCUCAUCAACAUCCUCUCUCACAUCCUGGAUGUCAAUCUGCCCAAGAAGUUGUGUAACAGUGAGUUCUGUGGUGACAGCCUGAGCAGGUACAGGUUCACCCGGGCUGUCACCAAGCUCAACACCAACAUCCUUCACCUCUGCUUCUCACAGCAUGUUGAGAGUGAGCUACUGCACCCUCACCACACCCUGAGGAACAUCAUGUUCCUGGUCUCUCCUGACAACAAAAACCUGGGCAGGACGGGUCCGUACGAGGUGACUGCUGACCUGGAGGACUCCAUGGAGUUUGUGGAGCCGGAGGCGGCCGGCCCGGCGGAGGAAAGUGGGGAUGAGAUGGUGACGGAUGAGGAGACAGACCUGGGAACAGACUGGGAAACGGUCCCCAGCCCACGCUUCUGUGACAUCCCCUCCCAACCCAUGGACCUAUCCCAGAGCACGGCCAUGCAGGUGUCCCAGCCCGUGGGUCAGGCCGGGGGCAUGAUCUCCUCAGCAGCAGCAUCCGUCACCUCCUGGUUUCGGGCCUACACCGGCCAGCGCUGAGGGACGCUGGAGGCUCACUGGCCAGGGUCGUAUAUAUUAGGGCACACUAGAGAAAACGUUUUGCAACGUAGAAGGAAAACAAGUGUUUUUUUUUUUAUUAAACAAGUUCUGGUAGUGUUUCAGUCCGUUUGGUGUCUAAUGAAUACACCCCAGGACUGGCUGGAGCUAUGCAGCACUACCACCACACAGAGACUGUUCUGUUCUGGCCUAUGCCUGUAGUCAGCCUGCAGUCCUGGUCCACUACCACCAAGAAGGGAUAUUUGUUUUUACUAAAUUGCAUGACUGAAUCCCUGUGGGAGGAAGGGAAAUGUAUCGCUCACUUUAUAAAGAAGGAGAAUGUUGUCAUUGACAGCAGUGAUUCUUCUGGUAAAAAUGGUUAUAGUGCGAAAGACUGUCGCUUGGGGAGGGUGUUAUUCAAAGAGUAGUCUCUCACAACUCUCGGCCAUCCGCACGCUCCAUCCCAGUAGUUGUGAGAAGAUUUUUCAAAGAGAGACUGGAGCUUCUGUUGCUUUCCCGUGUACCCAUCCAUAUUGUCGGUUCUUAAUGUUUCUUUACUACAUCCCAAAUGGUACCCUAUGCCUUAUAUAGUGCACAACUUUUGACCAGAGCCCUAUGGGCCAUGGUCAAAAGUAGUGCACUACAUAGGUAAUAGGGUGCCAUUUGGGACAGAACCUUCCUUCAUACUGCAUUACAUCAAAAUGGUUUGUGUAAGGAUUGUGUUUUGAAGACUGACGAAUGUCAAACAAGGGGCAUGACCUUAGUUAUUCUCACUAAAUGAUGGCAUGGCA